Molecule: messenger RNA, 2276 nt
Organism: Notothenia coriiceps (black rockcod)
Lineage: Eukaryota; Metazoa; Chordata; Actinopteri; Perciformes; Nototheniidae
Gene: sez6l2
Product: seizure related 6 homolog (mouse)-like 2
Exons: 16
Coding region: 152-2254 (700 amino acids)
Biological process (GO): regulation of protein kinase C signaling; synapse maturation
Cellular component (GO): endoplasmic reticulum; neuronal cell body
Source: RefSeq, a predicted model, not a curated record
GAAUGCGUCAACCACACGGCAACCAGCUAGGGGCUUCUCACCAGUACAAACCCCGCCGUGUUCUCGGGGCCUAAAGCAACAGGAUACAGUGCAAGAAGAAGAACACUAACGCAGCCUGGAAGACAAAGGUGAUUCAGUUUCAUCCGAAGCCAUGGGGUUCACACGCUUUGCUGUGAUGCUUUCUGUCACCAUGAUCCACCUAGUUUCAGGUAUGAGCUUAAUGACUCCUGAGCCUGACACCCCACCAACACCCACCCCCGAGUCUUACCCUCUGGGUGACCUGAUCCAUACUGCCCUGCAGAGUAAGGAAUACUUAGGAGAGGCUUCUGCAAGCACAGGUACUGCCACCAACCCGACUCAGGCGGUGCCAGGGUUAGGGCAGAGCGAGUCCACAGCGACAGUCAUAUCCCCGGGGCUGCUCACCACAGCCUUCAGCUCCUCUUCUGCUGCCAGCCAGACAGGAUCAAGGACUCCCAUGUCCUCGCUGCCCAUGGAGGAGGAGACAACCACCACUCUGAUCACCACCACCACCAUAACCACAAUGCACAUGCCAGUACAAUGCAAUGCGACCUUGUCAGCAAUGGAGGAUGUUGUCGAGUCACCAGAUGCUGCUUCAUCAUCCUCAACUUUUUCCCCUCUGGAAUGCACAUACAGCAUUACUGUAUAUCCAGGAUAUGGAGUGGAAAUUCAGGUGAGGAAGGUAAACCUGUCUAAGAAAGAGUCUCUGACCAUCAUGGGUCAUGGAGGUUCAGGACCGGAGCUGUUAGCCAAUGAGACCCUGAUGAGGGAGGGUCAGGUGAUUCGCAGCACAACCAAUCAGGUGUACAUACACUAUCGCAGCCUCCGACAGUCCAACCACGGCGUGUUCAGCCUCCACUAUCAAGCCUUCCUGCUGUCCUGCCCGUUUCCUCAGUCUCCUGAGAAAGGCGGAGUGACAGUGACAGACAUCCACCCUGGAGGCCAGGCCCACUUCCACUGUGAUCCAGGUUUCCAGGUCCGCGGCCAUGAGGUUUCUACUUGUGUCAACACAACACAACCUCACUGGAGCACCUCUGAGCCCCAAUGUGUCGCUGUGUCAUGUGGAGGGUGGAUUCGUAAUGCAACAGUCGGCCGGAUUCUGUCUCCAACCCCUCCGUCUGUCAGCAACCACAGCAAUGGAAAUAACCUGAGCUGCCACUGGCUGAUCGAAGCCAAAGAGGGGCACAGACUCCACCUGCACUUCGAGAGGAUCGCGCUGGAUGAAGACGAUGAUAAGUUAAUAGUGCGCAGUGGAAACAGUUCCCUGUCUACACCGCUGUUUGACUCAGACCUGGAUGAUGUCCCGGAGCGUGGGCUGCUGAGUGAGAGCUCCACGCUGUACCUGGAGCUCACCGCCGACUCUUCCUCCAUCCCUCUGCUGCUGGCGCUGCGAUACGAGGUAUUCUACCUGAUAAACAACAGUGACAUCACAUAUCAGCUGGGCACCACUGUUGCCUUCACCUGCUCUCCAGGCUUUGUGAUGGAGCAAGGUUCAGGGACCAUUGAGUGUGUCGACCCCAGCAAUCCCCACUGGAAUGACAGCGAGCCUGUGUGCAAAGGGACUACAGAUGAAAAAAUAUCCUCUUGGCUAACUCUGGUAUCUAAAUCAUUCAAUGCAUUCAUCUCCCAUGUUGCUAUGCUCCUCUGUCCGUUACAUAUAACUAAAUGUCCCACUCUGUCCCCCACAGUCCAGCAGUGUCCCGACCCAGGAGAGGUGGUAAACGGAGCGCGCUCAGUGCGACCCGAGGCAGGUUUCGCAGUGGGGACAGUCGUUCGUUUCUCUUGUAACCAGGGUUACCAGCUGGAGGGUCCAAGCCAGAUCUCCUGCCACGGACGAGACACCGGUACCCCCAAGUGGAGCGACCGCAGCCCCAAGUGUGUCUUAAAAUAUGACCCCUGCCCAAACCCUGGCGUCCCUGACAAUGGUUACCAAACCUUGUACAAGCACAACUACCAGGCUGGAGAGACUCUGCGUUUCUUCUGUUAUGAAGGAUACGAACUCAUCGGCGAGGUCAUUAUCAGCUGCGUACCCGGCCACCCCUCUCAGUGGAACAGCCCGCCGCCAUUCUGCAAAGUGGCAUAUGAGGAGCUUUUGGAUGAUCAUAAAUUAGAAGUGUCCCAGUCUUUCGAGCCGUCCCAUCAGAUCCUGAGUGAGAACAUCGCUUUGGCAAUAAUUCUGCCAAUAAUCCUGGUCAUCCUGCUGAUUGGAGGAAUUUACAUGUACUAUACGAAGUAAGUACUCUAGCUUGUAUUUAUUC